Messenger RNA from Schistosoma guineensis, 594 nucleotides. The record is from the annotation of a GenBank genome assembly. NCBI's taxonomy places the organism in Eukaryota, Metazoa, Platyhelminthes, Trematoda, Strigeidida, Schistosomatidae.
AUGCUAGCUCAAACCAGCCUCCAACUAGUAAAAGAAUUAAAACGCUCCCAACAAAGCAAAUUACCUCCUUAUGGUGAAGAUAAAAUCCGAAUUUGUUUGGAAGAAAUGCGAGUACUAUAUGAUGCAAAUCAUCGUGAUGUAGCCCUUGUAUCUAACUCGUCGUCUGGGCCAUCAUCAUCAUUAUAUGAAACAGAUGAUCAUAGUAAUAAAAUUCAAUCUGUUUUAGUCAGACAUGCUAUCUUGGAACGUAAUAAACGUUGUCUUCUUGCCUAUCACCAUGCUAGAUUAAUGCGGAUCAAAGAACUACGGUGGGAAUAUGGUAUCAUUUUACCUAAAGAUAUCCGUGAUAAUUUAUCGGAAGCGGAACAAGCAUGGUUUAAACACUAUUGUAGUUGUUUGGCAAACUUCAUGCAGGCUGAUGGAUCGGAACGUGGAGGCGGUGGAAUGCUAGAUUUAACACAAUAUCGUACACCACCAAAAUCAUUAUUUCUAGAAGUCCGUUGUCUUCAAGAUUUUGGCGAAUUCGAAACAGAGGAUGGCAGUAUUUUACAUUUAACAAAAGAUUGUACAAUCUCUCUCCCUUCUUGUUCAUAA